Branchiostoma belcheri (Belcher's lancelet) is the source of this 2929-nucleotide messenger RNA. RefSeq names its product transmembrane protein 47-like. Gene Ontology annotation, biological process: cell-cell adhesion. The transcript has 3 exons. The record is from RefSeq and is a predicted model, not a curated record. Bases 43 to 642 code for a protein of 199 amino acids. Lineage: Eukaryota; Metazoa; Chordata; Leptocardii; Amphioxiformes; Branchiostomatidae. Gene Ontology annotation, cellular component: cell-cell junction; membrane.
CGCUACACCGGCCGAGCCUAGCGUCACCCCACCCCUCCCAACAUGGCGACCGAAGUCAAAACAACGACGCGGGUCGUCCGACCCAUGAAGCUUAUAGGCCUCAUUUGCUCGGGAAUUGCCUGGAUUUUAAUGAUUGUGUGCCUGGCAAGUGACUACUGGGUUCGCUCGGAUACGGUCAAGUUUUACCAGGGCUUGUGGAACGAAUGCGGGAAGGUGACAGACGCUACCCCUCCCCCAACCGACUGUACCCCGGUCAGCGCACAGGGACAAGCGUAUGUGCAGGCGUCGGCUGCGUUCCUGAUCCUGAAUCUGUUACUGGCGCUGGCAGGGUUUGUCCUGGGACUGAUGGCGUUCUUUGUGGAGAGGUUCCGUGGAUUCUACAAGUGGGCAGGUCUGGUGCUGCUGGUGGCAGUGUUGUUUGCGCUGAUAGCCCUGAUCGUGUUCCCCGCGAUGUUCCACACCAUCCUGACGGAACAACUGUCCACCAGUCCCACCGCGCUCAAGGACCGCGUCAACUGGGAGCUCGGCUGGGGAUACGGCGUCGGUUGGGGCGCCUCGUUCUUCAUGAUCGGGGCCGCGCUACUCUUCCUCUUCGGAAAGGACACGAACGAAAUCUACGAGACGACAAGCUACGAAGGCUAACUUCAGUCUUCGCUUUUCUUUCGGCCAGGAAAUCUUACAAGACACAAAGUGAACCAGUUUCCAAAAGUAUCUUGAAAGUUCAUCUGUGUUGGUAGAAAUCAUUAUGAAACAAGUUUGAGCUGGUAAUUUCCAACACAAGAAACUGGACUCACCCAAAUUUUCGACUGUACAACUCCAGUCUUUGCCAAGGAAUGAGAGAAGGAAUGAGGAAUGCCCAUUUCUUGACAAAGACUGGAGUUGUACAGUCGAAAAUUUGAGUCCAUUUCUUGUGUUGGAAAUUACAGCUUAAACUUGUUUCAUAGCAGUUUCCAAUGAGCUUUUGCUUGAAUUAGUGGUAAUUGUUAUUUGUGUUUGUUGAUGAAAGAAAAUUUGUUACUAGUUAAAAUAAUCAACUUCAUAUCAAUAUGGUUAGAAUCAUGAUUAGUACAUAUUAUGAAGCAGGGUGAAAUGUUUAAAAAGAUUCUACAUUUCUCCAGGCUUAUAAAAGUUGUGAAAAGGUUGCUUUUAGCCGCAACACUUUUCUGUGGUUACAUUAUCAAGGAGAUGGGGUUUUGUGUGCGUAAAAAAUCUGUGCAUGAAAAUAUAGAAUUUAUUUGAUAGCCUUGUUUUGUCUAUUUUUAGUUGAUUUUCAAAGGUUUUCACUUGCAAAAGACUUUGAAAUUUGGACGUGAUUGAACCUGCUUGAGAAAAUAUAAAAUUCAAGCUUAUUGAAAGAAAAAAAAAACUAAAGUUAUUACAUUUUACAAUACAAAACCUUCUAACAGUAACAUUUCUAUGUAUAUUCAGGUAUCAUGAUACAAAUGCAAAUUAACCUAUUCCCAAUGGACCUAAAAUCAUGAGUUUUCAGACAAAAUUUCAGGUUGUAGAAUGAUUGAAAACAGGGUCACAUUUUUCUUGGAAUGUGGUACUGCAUAUUUCCUGACAUGUUUUAAGGACUUUUUUACGUGCAGAAAACCUGUUCCUCUGAAACUCCUGCCAUCCCAUGUGUACAUUUAGCACAGGAAUGGUGACAGGUUAAAUACUUGUCUGACAGACAGAUGCACCAUGUGGGGACUGUUUCUGUCAAUACCUGACUUAGGCCACACCAAUUUAAUUUGUUGCUUCUCAGAUUUUUUUAAAAUAAAAAAUAUGAAGCGACAAAAAAAUAUGAAGCGACAGGACAAAAUAAUUAAAAAAAACAGACCAAGGCACCCCAUGAUAGCUGGAAAUGUGACGAUGUUAUGAAGUCAAUAUAGCAGGCUGGUUUAUAAUUAAAACAAUAGAUUUUGAACUUUAAUGAAACAAAGCUGCACUGUUACAUUAAAAAACUUUAACAAACUAGGAAGAGGAGGACUCUCUUCAACCGUUCAAGCCAAAAUAUGUCUUUUAUUGUGUAUUUUGCAGUUGAUUUAGAACCUAAAAAUUUUUUUUUUUUUUGCAAAUCAGAAAAAAAAUUGACAGGGCGAUCCGAGAAACAACAAAUUAAACUGGCGUGGCCUAAACAUGCUUCCAACAGAACAUCUGGCCUGCUUCAUUAGAAUAAUGCUGUUCAAGCUCUGAAAUAUGCUACAAAUCAUUGAAUUUUUAUUCUUAGUCAUGUAUUUUUUUCAUACUACAAAGUGUAAUCAUUAUGAAAUAAGGGGAGGGCUAUAAGAGUUUGUCUCUGACUUGAAACUAUUUGGAGUUCUAAAAACUUGAAAAAUAUUAACUUCUUCAAACAUGGGCUUUUUUUAAAAUAAUUUUGGUGGUGAAUUGCAGACCUAUAAUUUAAACCCAUACCUUCAGAUCGCACUAAGCGUACAGUACAGAUUGUUAUAGAUGCUUUUGCUCCAAGAGAUAUGGUGGAUAUACUUAAAAAGUCUAACGAUAGGAGUAGGAGUGCUCCUAAAUUUGAUAAAAAUUAUUGAUGUUCAUCAGCAACAAAAAAAUAGGACAACUGAAAAUAAUAUCUUUUUAGGACAAUUAUUUCAAGCUACUGACUUCAAUUUUAAAGGCGACUUAAAGGUAAAGUUUAAAAGUCUACUAUACUAUGCUAAAUUUACCCCAAAGUAAAGGUCUCUGUAUUACAUUAGUCUUUCAAUUUACAGCAAUCGUAGCCUUUUGAAAAUCAUGCCCUAAUAAACAAACUUAUGAUGGCGUGGAAAGCUAACCCCCUCCCCCCCCUCUCACGGCUCUGAGUGGACUCUCCCAUAUAUACCAUGUGACAUCACAAUGUUGAACACCUUCCCAGGCCGCAGCAUGUCGGCAGAACGUACUGCGCCUGCGCAGAACCCUGGAUUUUCGCGUUUUCCGUUGGAUUUUUGGUCAA